CUCGUCGGCCGCCGUCGAGUCAGGAAGUAAACAUGGACGGGUCGCCUCGGUCCUACUGCAGCCUGUGGGACGCACAGAAGCGGAACCGGUUCCUCUGCUACACGCGCACGGAACCGGGAACAUGGAACCUCUGUUUGACAGACGCAGCCGAUGUUUGGAGCACGCAGGGCGGCGACGCCGCGUGGAGCCAGUUUAGACGGCGGCUGGCCUGGAGCUCCCCAGAGGAGUGUAUUCUAAACCUCAGGUCGGCCGGGGGGAGAGGGGGCGGGUCGGUUGCGGUGCGUGACGCCGGUGCGGAACUCCAGGUGAGCUCCGGUCCAGGAGACCAGAACCUGACCCUGUCCAGACUGGACGGCCCGCUGGCUGCAGCGGAGCUGAAGGAGCUGCUGUUCAAGAUGGCCGACCGCCUCGCCCAGCCUGAAGGUGGAUCUCCUGUCAGUCCAGUGAAAAGUCACCAAAGGUCCACAGACUUUGAACCCCAGCUGCAGCUGAGCUGCGCUCCGUCAGCGGUGAUGAAGAAACGUCUUCCGGGAGCUUCUCUCGUGAACCCGGGAACCAAAAGAGCGCGGCAGGCGACCGGCGUGGCCUUCGAUGAUGAAGAUUGAUGAAGAUGAUGAAUGUGCUCUAAAUCGACGAACAACGUUAUCAUGACGCUUUUUAAAAUCUCAGCAUUUCUGUGAAUGGUAUUUUAAUCUGUAAAUGAAAUAAAUGAGUUGCAAGACGUGUGUGUGUGUGACAACAGAAACAA
Molecule: messenger RNA, 748 nt
Organism: Pseudoliparis swirei
Lineage: Eukaryota; Metazoa; Chordata; Actinopteri; Perciformes; Liparidae
Gene: paxx
Product: PAXX non-homologous end joining factor
Exons: 7
Coding region: 33-605 (190 amino acids)
Biological process (GO): double-strand break repair via nonhomologous end joining
Cellular component (GO): site of double-strand break; nucleus; nonhomologous end joining complex
Molecular function (GO): molecular adaptor activity
Source: RefSeq, a predicted model, not a curated record